Ascochyta rabiei is the source of this 585-nucleotide messenger RNA. RefSeq lists its product as uncharacterized. The transcript has a single exon. Gene Ontology annotation, cellular component: tRNA-intron endonuclease complex. The record is from RefSeq and is a predicted model, not a curated record. Lineage: Eukaryota; Fungi; Ascomycota; Dothideomycetes; Pleosporales; Didymellaceae. Gene Ontology annotation, biological process: tRNA-type intron splice site recognition and cleavage; tRNA splicing, via endonucleolytic cleavage and ligation. Gene Ontology annotation, molecular function: nucleic acid binding. Bases 1 to 585 code for a protein of 194 amino acids.
AUGACGACGCUCACCAGCGCCAAAACGGCAGUCGCGCCAGCUCAGGUGCAAGUGUUUGUCGCAGACUCGGCCAGGCUCUCCACUUCCACACACCUUCCUGGUUUGCACUCGCUCGCUCUGCAGAUACACCACAACCUCGAGUACCAGCAUUACUGGACUGAUCUCAAGGUGCACACGCACUCGCCUCUUACAAAGGAACCUCUGCCCCGGCCACUCGUCUCGGGCCUGCCACCACAGCGCCUCUACGUCCACCCUGACGAGCAGGUCGAGCUGCUGAAGAACGCCGACCGCCAGCGCAAAGCCGCCGAAGCAGCAGGGGAGAAGAGCGGUCUAGAUGUCAAAGCGCAGCCAGAGCGCGAGUGGGUACUGCCGACCAGAUUGAACGAACAAUGGACCCUGCGCAGGCUGGCUGAAGUCUUCGACGACAUCAGCAUGGUCCCGCCCCAGAUUUCUGCUACCGCUCAGGACAUCGCACCCAACCCAUGGAGGACAACAAAGAGAGUAGUGUUGGCUACAGUCGACACCGACAGCACCGUUGUCUACUACAUCGUCCACGAUGGAGUGGUGAAGCCUCGCCAGAACUGA